This is a messenger RNA of Ornithodoros turicata, 2409 nucleotides long. RefSeq names its product tyrosine-protein kinase SRK2-like. Gene Ontology annotation, molecular function: ATP binding; signaling receptor binding; non-membrane spanning protein tyrosine kinase activity. The record is from RefSeq and is a predicted model, not a curated record. Gene Ontology annotation, biological process: cell surface receptor protein tyrosine kinase signaling pathway; innate immune response; cell differentiation. The transcript is spliced from 13 exons. Gene Ontology annotation, cellular component: extrinsic component of cytoplasmic side of plasma membrane. Lineage: Eukaryota; Metazoa; Arthropoda; Arachnida; Ixodida; Argasidae. Bases 360 to 1814 code for a protein of 484 amino acids.
CCGCUCAGCCGCAAAGCAGCCCGAGUGGCUCAGUCAAGCAGCUUAAUGGAGCCAGCUCCAAGUGGUGUAUUCAACAUAAUCUCUCUGCAUUGGUAGUGUGCUAGUAGUUGUCUGCUAGCAGGGUAUUAGCAUUAGUAGUCUCUCUAGUAUUUGUAGUAAUAGUAAUGCAGUUUUGUAAUAUGUAUGGCGAUGAUGUUUCCACUGAUGAGGAAAGAUAUCUCAUGUCUCGCACCACAUUCAUUCAGACUCUUAGGUCUUGUGCAGCCUCCUGAUAGAGGUAUUAUCAUAUGCUUGUAUAAUAGAAGCAGGAGGAGUACCGUCUACAAGUGGUACUAGUGCCCAUCCUGUGUCGCAGGAACAUGCACCAACGACAUUACCACAAGAUGAAGGAGGAGAAAUGGUAUCAGUGCAUGCCCUGGCCCCCCACACAUGGCCCAACAACGUUACCAGAAGAGGAAAUUGCAGUUGCAUUGUACUCCUACAACGCAAGGGGCGUGAAUCAGCUGAGCUUCCAGAAAGGGGACCGGCUGCAAGUGAAUAAUGACACAGACCCGGACUGGUGGCUCGCGAAGCACCUGACGACUCAAGAAACGGGACGUGUUCCCAGUAACUACGUGGCUUAUGAAGAGACUAGGCAAAGUCAAAAGUGGUUUUUCGGCGCAGUCACACGCACGGAGGCAGAGAGAUUGUUGCUUUUGCCGGGGAAUGCAAGCGGCACUUACCUUGUUCGCAAUAGUGAAAACAGGGCAGGAACGUUCUCGCUGUCUGUCAGAGACCACAACGAGACGAAGGGGGACCACGUGAAGCACUAUAGAAUCAUAACUACCGAAGACGUCACCUUCUAUGUCAACUCCAAGAUUUCUUUUCCAACCCUUGAUGAUUUAGUCGCUUAUUAUACGAGAGGUGCUAAUGGCCUAUGUCAAAGACUAGCCACGCCAUGUCCCAAGACGGAGCCAGCUCUACCAGACCUUUCAUGGCAGACGCGUGACGAGUGGGAAAUAUCACGAAGCUCUGUGAAGCUCAUGCGGAAACUGGGAAGUGGCAACUUUGGCGACGUUCAUUACGGACUUUGGAAUGGUACAACUGAAGUGGCUAUCAAGACAUUAAAACCAGGAACGAUGCACCCAGACGCCUUCCUCGAAGAAGCUUCCAUCAUGAAGAAUUUUAGCCACGAGAAAUUGGUGAACCUCUAUGCCGUGUGUUCAAAAGAAGAACCCAUAUACAUCGUUACAGAGUAUAUGUGCAAUGGUUCCCUGCUGCAAUAUUUGCGCAGCAAAGAGGGCAAGACACUCAAACUGCCUGUCCUAGUCGACAUGGCUGCCCAGGUAGCCAGUGGUAUGGCCUACUUGGAGAGUGAGCAGUUAAUACACAGGGAUCUGGCAGCCCGUAACAUCCUCGUGGGGCUCAAUAAUUUAGUGAAAGUUGCUGACUUUGGUCUUGCCCGAAUUAUAGAGGACUCGGAGUAUACAGCCAGGCAAGGAAGCAAGUUCCCCGUCAAAUGGACUGCUCCGGAGGCUCUGCUGUUUGGGAAGUUUUCUAUCAAGUCUGAUGUAUGGUCGUACGGCGUCCUGCUCUACGAGAUUAUCACACAUGGCGAAAUACCUUACCCAGGGAUGGCCAAUUGCCUGGUUGUGGAGCAAGUUAAACAUGGUUUUCGCAUGCCAAAACCCAGUUGCGAAUGCCCGGAUUCGGUGUACAAUACUAUGCUUACAUGCUGGGACGGCGAACCAGAAAACCGGCCGACUUUCGAGUUUCUCUUCAGAUAUUUCGACGUCACAGCUGAGUCACCCUACAAAGAGGCCGACGAUAUGUAGACCUUCUGGGGUUGAUCGCUUUGCACACGGAUCAAACAGGAACAUCGAUGCCACCUUGCCUACAACCUUUUCUGUCCUGGUGUUUGGAAGAACUGCGGCCUGUGAGGAACUGAAGAACCUGAUUGUUGGAAGAACUAUGGUUGUACGUUGUAUUGAUGCUGAGGCUGCGCGUUCGCGAAAUCGCCGCUCUGAGCAAUAGUACUCAAACAGGCGAUUUCAACAGCUAUCUGUCGAACACGUCGCAAACAGUUAGAAAACCACAUGACAAGUUUUUAGUUCAAAGCUACCAAAAAUAUACUAGGAAUAUAAUAGUUAUUUGUAUACAAUGGCACUGGAAAAAUGGUACGCUCAGCUAAAAUCUAAUGCUGCAUUUCAAAAUUCAAAGGCUUGUCUACUUUGCUUGUCUGAAGCAUGUCUGCUAUCGAGUCCAAAGAUCUCGCGCAUCUACACAGGUAUUUUCUAAAUUCAAGGCUGUCUAGGAAUUCACGUGUGUUGUACUGUAUUAGACAGCACCGUACAUUCGACUCAUUUUGUAUGUACUGUAUAUCAGAUAUAAGAAAAUCAUGGCAUGGUAAAAUACAUGAAUGGUCCACGC